GAUCUCUGAACACCGCCCUGCCGGAUCCAAUCCAGCGAAACCUCCUGCAGCAGUUCAUCGACCUGAGGGCCGUGAGCGGCAGCUCCAAAGCGUUUUGCUCAAUUGGCAUGGAUGGUUCCGAAGAGGAAGCGUUGGUCUGCCUUUUUGAGAUGGGAUGGGUGACGCAUGUCUCGGAAAACCAGAAGUCGUCGGCGGCCGAGAAGUCGAAGGACAUGUGGCAGCUGACUUCCAAGCCGCUGGAGCUGAUCAAAGUCCAAUUUGCUCUGGGAUGCCCGUUCAGUGUGUUCCAACGAAGGUCGGGAGUGGCGUUGAAAGACGCCACCAUAUUUGAGCUCAUGAUUCAGCUGCAG
Effrenium voratum is the source of this 350-nucleotide messenger RNA. Lineage: Eukaryota; Dinophyceae; Suessiales; Symbiodiniaceae. The record is from the annotation of a GenBank genome assembly.